UGCGGAAGGGGCGGGUCCCGGGGUUCGGGCCGUGACAUCAUUGGCUGCGCCGGUGUGGUUUUCAGCACUGUGAUCUCCUGGAGGAUGCGGCCGAGUCUAUUGUGACAGCUAUUGUGAUUCCCGGGCCCCCCGUCCGCCCUGCAGCCAACCACAUUGGAACCGAAACAUAAAGGGAAAUCAACAUGGGGGACGAAAGCGAAUGGCUGAAGCUUCCUGUUGACCAGAAGUGUGAGCACAAGUUAUGGAAAGCCAGGUUAAGUGGAUAUGAGGAAGCUAUAAAACUGUUCCAGAAAAUCGUAGAUGAGAAGAGUCCAGAAUGGUCCAAAUACCUGGGAUUGAUCAAGAAGUUUGUCACAGACUCCAAUGCUAUUGCCCAGUUAAAAGGCCUAGAAGCUGCUUUGGUGUAUGUCGAAAAUGCCCAUGUUGCUGGGAAGACUGCGGGGGAAGUAGUGUCAGGCGUAGUAAACAAAGUGUUCAAUCAGCCAAAAGCUAGAGCCAAGGAGCUCGGGUCUGAUAUCUGCCUAAUGUAUGUAGAGAUCGAGAAAGGUGAAGCUGUACAGGAAGAGCUGCUCAAAGGUCUAGACAACAAGAACCCAAAGAUUGUGGUGGCCUGUGUUGAAACAAUAAGAAGAGGACUAAGUGAGUUUGGUUUAAAAAUAAUGUCCCUAAAGCCAAUUAUUAAAGUAUUGCCAAAACUGUUUGAGUCUCGAGAGAAGGCUGUUCGAGAUGAAGCCAAAUUGCUGUCUGUGGAGAUUUACCGCUGGAUCAGAGAUGCCCUGAGGCCUCCUCUACAGAACAUUAACCCGGUGCAGCUUAAAGAUUUGGAGGAGGAGUGGGUGAAGAUAGCCCAGUCGGCUCCCAAGCAGACCCGUUUCCUGCGCUCACAGCAAGACCUCAAGGCCAAGUUUGAGCAGCAGCAAGCGGCCGGAGAUGAUGAUGAUGAUGGUGAUGAGGAAGCUGUACCUCAGGUGGAUGCCUACGAGCUCCUCGAAGCUGUUGAGGUUCUCUCCAAACUGCCGAAGGAUUUUUAUGAUAAAAUAGAGGCCAAAAAGUGGCAGGAGAGAAAGGAGGUUUUGGAAGCUGUGGAGACCCUUGUCAAAAACCCCAAACUGGAGGCAGGUGAUUAUGGAGACCUUGUAAGAGCUUUGAAGAAGGUUGUUGGAAAAGAUGCAAAUGUCAUGCUUGUAGCACUGGCUGCCAAAUGUCUAGCAGGGCUGGCCACCGGCCUGAGGAAGAAGUUUGGCUCAUACGCUGGACAGGCUGUGCCAACUCUUUUGGAGAAAUUCAAGGAGAAAAAACCUCAGGUAGUCCAAGCCCUGCAGGAGGCCAUAGAUGCCAUUUUCCUCACAACCACUCUGCAGAAUCUCAGUGAAGAUAUCUUGGCUGUUAUGGAUAACAAGAACCCAGCAAUAAAGCAGCAAACCUCCUUGUUCCUUGCAAGGAGUUUCCGUCAUUGCACUCCAUCUACACUACCCAAGAGCCUGCUGAAGCCUUUCUGUGCUGCUCUCCUCAAGCAAAUCAAUGACUCUGCUCCUGAAGUGAGAGAUGCAGCUUUUGAGGCUCUGGGCACAGCACAGAAAGUUGUUGGUGAGAAAGCAGUUAAUCCUUUUCUUGCGGAUGUGGACAAGCUAAAGCUUGACAGGAUCAAAGAGAGUGCUGAUAAAGUGGAACUAGCCUAUGGUAAAAAGGGCGGUGCCGCUUCUGGCGAGAAAAAGGAAACAAAGCCAUCUGCUCCCGGUAAGGCUGCUGUAACUGCAGCUCCUGAGAAAGACUCAAAGGAUGCUGCCAGACCUGGCAUGGCUCCCAAGAAGCCACCUGCGGCCAAGCCUGGAGGACCUGUCAAAAAGGCCAAACAGCCUGCAUCUGCUGGAGGUGCUGCAAAGGGCAAGAAAGGAGCUGACGUCAAAGAGGUUUUUGAGCAGGAGCUCUCGCCCGAGGCCUGUGAAGAAAAAGCAGCUGCAGUUCUUCCUGCUUCAUGCAUGCAGCAGCUGGAUAGCAGUAAUUGGAAGGAAAGGCUUGCAAGCAUGGAAGAAUUCCAGAAGGCUGUGGAAUCGAUGGAAAAAAAUGAUAUUCCAUGCCAAGCUUUGGUCAAGAUGCUGGCAAAGAAACCUGGAUUUAAAGAAACCAACUUCCAGGUCAUGCAGAUGAAGCUACACAUCGUGGCUUUGAUUGCCCGGAAAGGCAAUUUCUCCAAAACCUCUGCCAAUGUGGUCUUUGAUGGCCUAGUAGACAAAGUGGGAGAUGUGAAAUGUGGCGGUAAUGCCAAAGAAGCUCUUAGUGCUAUUGCAGAGGCCUGCGCCCUGCCUUGGACUGCUGAGCAGGUUGUGUCAUUGGCUUUCGUUCAGAAAAACCCCAAGAACCAAUCUGAAUCGCUAAACUGGCUUUCAAAUGCUAUUAAAGAAUUUGGUUUUUAUGGGCUCAAUGUCAAGGCUUUUAUCACCAGUGUGAAGACUGCCCUUGCUGCCACAAACCCAGCCAUUAGGACAUCUGCUAUCACCUUGCUGGGUGUGAUGUAUCUGUACAUGGGGGCGCCACUACGAAUGUUUUUUGAAGAGGAGAAACCUGCUCUCUUAGCCCAAAUUGAUGCCGAAUUUGAGAAGAUGAAAGGACAGACCCCACCAGCUUCAACCAGAGGCUCAUCCAAGGGAGGUGCAGGGGGAGAGGAGGGUGAUGAAGCAGAGGAGCAAGAAGAGGACUCCCCUGUUAAUGUCAUGGAUCUGCUGCCCCGGGCAGACAUCAGUGAUAAGAUCACUUCUGAUCUGGUAUCGAAGAUUGGCGAUAAAAACUGGAAAAUACGCAAGGAGGGACUUGAUGAAACGGCAGCCAUUAUUAACGAAGCCAAGUUUAUCCUUCCAAAUAUUGGAGAUCUUCCACUUGCACUGAAGGGUCGUCUCAAUGAUUCAAACAAGAUCCUGGUUCUGCAGACAUUGGGUAUCCUUCAACAGCUGGGCACUGCCAUAGGUCCAAAUAUUAAACAACAUGUUAAGAACUUGGGCAUCCCAAUUAUAACUGUCCUUGGGGAUAGCAAGGCCAAUAUUAGAGCAUCAGCUCUGGGGACUGUGAAUUCUUGGGUGGAACAGACUGGUAUGAAAGAAUGGCUGGAAGGAGAGGACUUGUCUGAGGAGCUGAAAAAAGAGAAUCCUUUCCUGAGGCAAGAGUUGCUAGGAUGGCUGGCUGAGAAACUGCCCACAUUGCGUACAGUUCCUUCAGAUCUUCAGUUGUGUGUUCCAUAUCUGUAUGGCUGCCUUGAGGACCGCAAUGGGGAUGUACGAAAGAAAGCCCAGGAGGCCCUGCCUUUGUUCAUGAUGCAUAUAGGAUUUGAAAAGAUGAGCAAAACUGCUGGAAAGCUCAAGCCAGCAUCCAAGGACCAAGUUGUUGUUUUGUUAGAAAAGGCUAAAGCUAGCAUGCCAGCCAAACCUGCUGCUCCUGCAGGGAAGACCAGCGCCAAACAGGCAGCUGCACCAUCUUCAGCUCCUGCCCCAACCGCUGCUGCUUUUGAUGCCGGACCACCAGAGAGUAAACAGGAUCCCAAAAAAAGCAAACCGGGUGCCCCAGCAGCUAAAGGAAAAGCUGUACCUGCUAAGAAAGUGCCAAGCAAGCCGGCCGUGAAGGAUGAGGAGGACAGGUCUGGACCCAUUUUUAUCGUUGUUCCAAAUGGAAAGGAACAGAGGAUAAAGGAUGAGAAGGGUUUAAAGGUCUUGAAAUGGAACUUUCCUACCCCUCGGGAUGAGUACAUUGAACAGCUCAAAACUCAGAUGUCAACGUGUUUUGCAAGAUGGCUCCAAGAUGAGCUGUUCCAUGCAGAUUUUCAACACCACAUAAAAGCCAUUGCUGUGAUGACUGAGCACUUGGAGAGUGAAAAGGAAGGGGUUUUAAGCUGUUUGGACCUCAUUCUAAAAUGGUUCACCUUGCGUUUCUUUGACACCAACACCAGCGUCUUGAUGAAGGUCUUGGAAUACCUGAAGUUACUCUUAAUUAUGCUUAGCCAAGAGGAGUACCACCUAACUGAGUUAGAAGCCACCUCAUUCAUUCCAUACCUGCUGCUGAAGGUGGGCGAGCCAAAGGAUGUUGUGCGAAAGGAUGUGCGUGCCAUUUUGAACAAGAUGUGCCAGGUGUACCCAGCUAGCAAGAUGUUUAAUUUUGUGAUGGAAGGAAUCAAAUCCAAAAACUCCAAGCAGCGGUCGGAAUGCCUAGAGGAGCUGGGCUGCUUGGUGGAAUCCUACGGUAUGAAUGUGUGCCAGCCUACACCUGCCAAAGCUCUCAAAGAGAUAGCUACCCAGAUUGGGGACCGUGACACGACUGUACGCAAUGCAGCGCUUAACACCAUCGUAGCUGUGUAUAAUGUGCACGGCGAGCAAAUCUUCAAGCUCAUUGGAAAUCUCUCUGAGAAGGAUAUGAGCAUGCUGGAGGAGCGAAUAAAGCGUGCCGGGAAGAAGCAGACUGUGCCUGCCCCAGCUAAACAAGUGGAGGAGAAGCCUCAGCGUGCUCAGAGUGCCAAUGCCAGCCUUCUGAGGAAAGCACCACCUGAAGACAUGUCUUCCAAACUGAAAAUUAUGUAUCGCACUUAUAGAAUCCAAGCCCGCAACAUGGGAGGACACCCUGAGCCUGCACAUAACGUUCCACGAGAAUUUCAGUUGGAUCUGGAUGAAAUCGAGUACGACAAUGGUACUGUAAGGUGUGAGAUGCCAGCGUUGGUUCAGCACAAACUGGAUGAGAUCUUCGAUCCAGUCUUACUCCCAGAACCAAAGAUCCGGGCUGUCUCCCCACACUUUGAUGACAUGCACAGUAACACGGCCUCCACCAUCAAUUUUGUAAUCUCCCAAGUUGCCAGUGGGGACAUAAAUACCAGUAUACAGGCCUUAGCUCAGAUUGAUGAAGUUUUGCGUCAGGAAGAUAAGGCUGAGGCCAUGUCUGGACACAUAGACCAGUUCUUGAUUGCCACCGUUAUGCAACUGCGUCUGAUUUACAAUACCCACAUGGCAGACGAGCGGCUGGAUAAAGACGAUAUUGUACGUCUGUACAGCUGUAUCAUUGGCAACAUGAUCUCGCUCUUUCAGAUGGAAAGUUUGGCUCGGGAAGCCUCCACUGGUGUACUAAAGGAUCUGAUGCAUGGCCUCAUUACUCUCAUGCUGGACUCCCGAGUGGAGGAUCUUGAAGAGGGCCAGCAGGUGGUGCGCUCAGUCAACCUCCUUGUGGUGAAAGUACUGGAGAAAUCGGAUCAGACAAAUAUUCUUAGUGCUCUUCUGGUGUUGCUUCAAGAUAGUCUGCUUGCUACAGCCAGCUCACCUAAGUUUUCGGAGCUUGUCAUGAAGUGUUUGUGGCGAAUGAUACGGCUUCUCCCGGAAUGCAUCGAGAACAUUAAUCUGGAUCGAAUUCUGUUGGACAUCCAUAAUUUUAUGAGGGUGCUUCCGAAGGACAAGCUAAAGGCUCACAAGAGUGAGCUGCCCAUGAGGACGCUGAAGACCCUUCUGCACACCCUCUGCAAGCUCAAGGGCUCAAAGAUCAUGGAUCACCUAGGGAUGAUUGAGAACAAGAAUGAAUCUGAGUUAGAGGCUCACCUGCUGCGGGUUAUGAAGCACUCUAUGGAUGGAACGGGCUCCAAAACUGACAAGGACACUGAGAAAGGAGCAUCUCGUACGGAAAAGGGGUCGAAACCGAAUGUCGGCGAUUACUUGGCAGAGAUCUUCAAGAAGAUUGGAUCAAAAGAGAAUACAAAGGAGGGCCUGUCAGAGCUGUACGAGUACAAGAAGAAAUACUCUGAUGCCGACUUAGAACCUUUCCUCAAAAACUCCUCGCAGUUCUUCCAGAGUUAUGUGGAGCGAGGCCUCAGGCUUAUCGAGAUGGAGAGAGAAGGGAAAGGCCGUAUUGCAUCAUCUACAGGUAUCUCUCCACAUUUGACCGAGGCGAACCCUCUCCCAUCAGUCACCAGUGUGACCCAACCGGCUGUAAACACUACUAAUGGGGAAGAGUUGGGACCUUCUGUUUACUUGGAGAGGCUGAAAAUCCUGCGCCUGAGAUGUGGUCUUGAUAAUGCCAAGCAGGAUGAAAGGCCUCCACUCAGCAACUUGCUGGCGAAGUCCUCUGCCACAGGAGUCCUGUCCUCCAACGACAUGCUGCACAGCAAGCUUUCUCAGCUUCGGGAAUCUCGAGAGCAGUUCCAGCACUUAGACGCAGACUCCAACCAGACGAAUGAAAGCACCACCACCUCAUCCAGUACGUCCUCGGCCUCCUCUGCAAACAACAUAGAUGACUUAAAAAAGAGACUGGAGAGAAUUAAAAGCAGUCGAAAGUAGUAACUCCUCAGCCCCGUGCUGCUGUUUGGUUUUUUUUUUUGUUCUUCUGCCCUUUUAGGAGCCUGGUCUCUCCGGCUCAGCAGCUCCUUCUAGGCCUAUUGUAAACUAUCAUUUUAUGUAUCAUAUGUGUAUUUUCUUUGGACCUGGGGAGGGAGAGCAACCUAGCU
Molecule: messenger RNA, 6460 nt
Organism: Nanorana parkeri
Lineage: Eukaryota; Metazoa; Chordata; Amphibia; Anura; Dicroglossidae
Gene: CKAP5
Product: cytoskeleton associated protein 5
Exons: 45
Coding region: 183-6293 (2036 amino acids)
Biological process (GO): microtubule polymerization; centrosome duplication; establishment or maintenance of microtubule cytoskeleton polarity
Cellular component (GO): centrosome; kinetochore; spindle pole
Molecular function (GO): microtubule plus-end binding; microtubule plus end polymerase activity
Source: RefSeq, a predicted model, not a curated record